UUGUGCGCAUGUGAGUCAAUACGGGAGGUUGUUAUCAGCCUACAAUUGAAGUUGGAGCCUCUAUACUAUUGAUCGAAGGUUUGGAGAUAUUACACCUUCAAGAUGGCUCUCAAAACAUUGGUUGGAAAUAAGAUUAUGAAUGACGUGAUACGGGCGACAGUUCAAGCUCACAACAAGACACCGGGAAAGAUAGAAUGGAGGGUUCUUGUUGUGGAUGAUUUAAGUAUGAGAAUGGUCUCUGCUUGUACUAAAAUGCAUGAACUCUCUGCUGAAGGAAUUACAAUUGUUGAGACAGUAGAAAAGAAAAGGGAGCCAAUGCCAGCUAUGGAGGCUAUCUAUUUAAUAACUCCAAACCAAAACAGUGUUCGCUGCCUCAUGGGUGAUUUUCAGAGUCAGAAUCGAACUCAGUACAAAGCUGCCCACGUUUACUUCACUGAAGUUUGUCCCGAAGCGGUGUUUAAUGAACUGUGCAAGCAUCAAGUUACUAAGUUUAUCCGAUCUCUAAGAGAAAUUAACAUUGCUUUUACCCCAUAUGAAUCUCAGGUUUUCUCUUUGGAUAUUCCAGAUGCAUUCCAGUUCUACUACAACCCACUCAGGGAUUAUGAGAAGAAUGGUGAGUUGGCCCAACUUGUUCAGCAGAAACUAGAUGCCUACAAGGCUGAUGAACCAACUAUGGGAGAGGGUCCUGAGAAAGCUAAAUCCCAGUUGAUUAUCCUGGAUCGAGGAUUCGAUACUUCCACUGCGCUUCUGCAUGAACUUACAUUCCAGGCCAUGGCAUUUGAUCUGCUUGACAUACAGAACGAUGUUUACAAGUACGAAGCUAACCCAGGAACAAUGAAAGAGGUUCUACUGGAUGAGAAUGAUGAUCUAUGGGUUGAGAUGAGACAUCAACAUAUUGCUGUUGUAUCACAGAAUGUUACCAAGAAACUCAAGAAGUUUAAUCAGGAAAAAAGAGUUCAGAGCAAUGACAAAGCAUCCAUCAAAGAUCUCUCCCAGAUGAUUAAGAAAAUGCCGCAACAUCAGAAGGAGCUGGCUAAGUUCUCAACACAUCUCCAUCUGGCGGAGGAGUGCAUGAAAAACUACCAGGUUAGAUGGGAGGAAAGGGGAGAUGCAACAUAUCAACACAACAUUCCUGGAGAUCAAACUACCAUCAUUAAAAAUAUGUCAAACCUAGGAGUCAAUGUCAUUGUUGAUGGAAACCGGAAGAAGGUUUGGACCAUGAAGAGGAAGGAAAGAGUGACAGAGCAGACUUAUCAAAUGUCAAGAUGGACUCCUCUAGUGAAGGAUAUAGUAGAGGAUGCUAUUGAUGAUAAGCUGGACAACAACCACUUCCCUUUCCUGAGUGGACAGAGGCAGGGAACCAACCUAAGACAAGCCCCCAACAGACCCAAAAGACAGAAGAAGUCUCAGUCGGAGUUAGAUUUCAGCACAGAUAAAAGUGUGAGAUUUGGACAGUGGCAUAAGGAUAAGAAGGAUGCGCAGACCAAGAAUGUGCCGCGUAUUAUUUGCUUUAUCGUGGGAGGAACAUGCUUCAGUGAGAUGAGAGCUGCAUAUGAAGUAACUACAGAUAGAAAAAACUGGGAGGUUAUCAUGGGAGGAUCCCACCUCGUGACUCCUGAGGGUUUCCUCGAGGAUUUGAAGAAUCUAGGGGAGCCACAAGACGACGAAUAAAUUAAAAAUUAAUUAAAAUAUUAUUUAUUGAAAAAUUCUAGAUUUUCCUAUUUUUAAGUCAUUUCAUAGAACUUAUGCAAGCUAUAACAUUCCCGAAUUGUACUGUACCUGUACGCUGUACUUUACUGUGUUGUACACCUUACUACACGUUGUACUACACUACGUAGUACGUACGCUGUACUUUUUACUGUAAUCUGUACUGCGAGUAUUUAUUGUGCUAUGGUAUUAAAAGUAUGUACAGUAACUUUAAACGCAGUACUGUACAUAAUUUCAACGCUUAUCAUCGUACAACACCUCACGGUACGGUGUGUGGUGUACUCUGUUUCAUGUACAUUAUUCCAUAAUAUUAAUUUGCGCAUUUUGCUUUAAAUCUGCUUAAAGUUAAUAUUUUGCAGACAAAUGAUUUCCCGGCUAAAUGUUUAAAUAGCAGCAUAUCAAUCAAACUAAUUAAUAAAUUUGCAAACUCAAACAAAGUUAAUAAACCAUAGUUGUAAGUUUGAAAAAAAUCCAGUUUUGGGAGGUUAGCAUGAAAAAUACUUAAUUCCUUAUAUUAUUGAUGUUUAUAUAGUGAACGCAUAGUUUUAUUGUUCAUCGAAUUCGUUUCUAAUCUUGAUAAAACUGUUAAAAAAAAAUUCUUGAAUUUAUGAAAAUUAUUUAAAAAGUUUAUUUAUAUGUUUGUAAAUGUGUAUUCAAUGUAUUUUAGACCUAGGUCAGCUCUGAUCCAUAAUACAUGGUAAUGAAACAGAAAAAAGUUUCGCGGACUUUUUAAAAAUGUUUAGCUAAUCUACUAAAGCACCAACCACUCAUUUUAGUGGCGUUAAGUUCCAAAAAUCGUCACAUCUCCCUUUAAAUUCCAUGUAUUAUGAAUCGAUCUGACCUAAAUUCUGUUUCGUAAACUCGACUUUUUAAUAAUUGUAAUUAAGAUAUUGUUCCUUAUUGAACUGAAAGGGACUGUACAUGUUAUUUCAAGUGAACUUCCAUUUUUAGAUCGACAUUUUUGGUACCCUUUAAACCGAUGUUAUAUUAAGGAAAACGGAAAUAUCAAUUCUCGAGUUUCAUUUUUCGGAAACAAUUUCGCGGCAUUCGUACACAGUGUACUCUAGUGUAAUGUCACCAUUGUGAAUCUGACAUGUUACUUUGAAAAUGAGGGCUCACUUGAAAUUAAGUCAAAAGUCCCUUUAACGCCCCAACUGUACACUUAGCUACUAGUGGAAAUUAGAUAUUACAUUGCUAAUUAUUAUUUAAAAUAUAUCUCGUGUUAAAGUA
This is a messenger RNA of Eurytemora carolleeae, 2937 nucleotides long. It is a transcript of the gene Rop, whose product is annotated as protein ROP. Gene Ontology annotation, cellular component: secretory granule; plasma membrane. The record is from RefSeq and is a predicted model, not a curated record. Gene Ontology annotation, biological process: vesicle-mediated transport; intracellular protein transport; neurotransmitter secretion. Bases 103 to 1671 code for a protein of 522 amino acids. Gene Ontology annotation, molecular function: syntaxin binding. The transcript is spliced from 21 exons. Lineage: Eukaryota; Metazoa; Arthropoda; Copepoda; Calanoida; Temoridae.